GAAGCGCCGCGCCGCUUCCGUCGCCGCCGCCUAGUCCACCUUGCUCGCCAGGCUGCGACCGCCCUAGGACUUUGAAUAUGUCGGGGAUCGCCCUCAGCAGACUUGCCCAGGAGAGGAAAGCUUGGAGAAAAGACCACCCAUUUGGUUUUGUGGCUGUCCCAACAAAAAAUCCCGACGGCACGAUGAACCUCAUGAACUGGGAGUGCGCCAUUCCAGGAAAGAAAGGGACCCCUUGGGAAGGAGGCUUGUUUAAACUGCGGAUGCUCUUCAAAGACGACUAUCCAUCCUCACCUCCGAAAUGCAAAUUUGAACCACCGUUAUUUCACCCGAACGUGUAUCCUUCUGGCACUGUAUGCCUGUCCAUCCUCGAGGAAGACAAGGACUGGAGGCCAGCCAUCACAAUUAAGCAGAUCUUAUUAGGAAUACAGGAACUUCUAAAUGAACCAAAUAUCCAAGAUCCAGCUCAAGCAGAGGCCUACACAAGUUACUGCCAAAACAGAGUGGAAUAUGAGAAAAGGGUUCGAGCACAAGCCAAGAAGUUUGCACCCUCAUAAGCAGCGACCUGCGGCAACAUCAAAAGGAAGGGAUUGGUUUGGCAAGAACUUGUUUACAACAUUUGCAGAUCUAGCAUUGCUCUAUACAAUUACUAAUCACCUAGGGGAGGCAGGCGGGCGCCAUUUUCCAUUUCCGCCACUGGUACACAGUUCUCCACUUGCUGAAUUGCCCAGUUUUUCAUACAGGGUCUCUUCCUUCAGUCUUUUGUAUUUUUGAUUGUUAUGUAAAACUUGCUUUUAUUUUAAUAUUGAUGUCAGUAUUUCAACUGCUGUAAAAUUAAAAACUUUUAUAUUUCUACGAGUCCCUGAGGAGCUAGUUCCUUUUGCUCGUGGGUGCAGGCAUGCUUCCCACUGUCAGAGCUACACAUAGCCUCCAGCUGGCUGUAUGAAAAAGAAAUCGGCCUGUCCCCCGCCCU
Messenger RNA from Pteronotus mesoamericanus, 970 nucleotides. RefSeq names its product SUMO-conjugating enzyme UBC9-like. The record is from RefSeq and is a predicted model, not a curated record. The transcript has a single exon. Gene Ontology annotation, molecular function: SUMO conjugating enzyme activity. Bases 78 to 554 code for a protein of 158 amino acids. Gene Ontology annotation, cellular component: nucleus. Gene Ontology annotation, biological process: protein sumoylation. Lineage: Eukaryota; Metazoa; Chordata; Mammalia; Chiroptera; Mormoopidae.